Saimiri boliviensis boliviensis (Bolivian squirrel monkey) is the source of this 1178-nucleotide messenger RNA. It is a transcript of the gene PDE6D, whose product is annotated as phosphodiesterase 6D. The record is from RefSeq and is a predicted model, not a curated record. Gene Ontology annotation, biological process: sensory perception of light stimulus. NCBI's taxonomy places the organism in Eukaryota, Metazoa, Chordata, Mammalia, Primates, Cebidae. Gene Ontology annotation, cellular component: cytoplasm.
CGAGGCUUCAGGGAAGGAGAAGGGAUCAGGAGCGGGAGCUGAGGAGAGAGAGAGGCCGGUCCGGGUCUGGCCGCUGCUGCUGCUCUCUCGAGGUUUCCAGGCCGGGCUGCGGCUCCAUCCUCGGCUCCUGGGCACCGUCUGCGAGGCUCCGCCGACCAGAGUGAGAAAGCCGCGGGCGGCGACCGCCGCAUCAUGUCAGCCAAGGACGAGCGGGCCAGGGAGAUCCUGAGGGGCUUCAAACUAAAUUGGAUGAACCUUCGGGAUGCUGAAACAGGGAAGAUACUCUGGCAAGGAACAGAAGACCUGUCUGUUCCUGGUGUGGAGCAUGAAGCCCGUGUUCCCAAGAAAAUCCUCAAGUGCAAGGCAGUGUCUCGAGAACUGAAUUUUUCUUCAACAGAACAAAUGGAAAAAUUCCGCCUGGAACAAAAAGUUUACUUCAAAGGGCAAUGCCUAGAAGAAUGGUUCUUCGAGUUUGGCUUUGUGAUCCCUAACUCCACAAAUACCUGGCAGUCCUUGAUAGAGGCAGCACCUGAGUCCCAGAUGAUGCCAGCAAGCGUCUUAACUGGGAACGUUAUCAUAGAAACAAAGUUUUUUGACGACGAUCUUCUUGUAAGCACAUCCAGAGUGAGACUUUUCUAUGUUUGAGAGAAGAAUAUGUAUGCAUUUCAAGAAUUUGGGUUUUUUGGAGGGAGGAGGAAACUGUUUACUUUUUCCCUCCACACGUUUGGUUUUUGACAGUUCCACCCCUAAUUCCCUCAACAGCAGAACCUACCUGCAGCCACCAGGGGACCAGCUCUGUGUAGGUAACCAGAUGGCUCCUUUUCCCAAGCCGCCACCUUCCAGCUGACCAGACUAAACUCCCAACCCCAGACCAGGGAAGGGGACAGGUCUCAAGUCCUUCCCAGUGUACACACAGGGAACAAAUACAUACCACAGACCAAUAACUGUACCUGUCACCCUUCCUGACUCCUCCUUGGGCCCUACAGGCUACACAUCUACCUUUGGCCCCUGGUUUUUGGAAAAAUUCCAUGUUCCUGACCCACGUUUAGUUUUUUUUCCUACCAUUUCUAUUUCAUACAUUCUCAUACAUUUAAUUUGUAAAAUAGACUGUGAUAUUAUUAUUACAUAAUGUAAUUAAAAAUACGAAUUAAAAUAUUCCUACAGUCUUUAGCAUGGCA